UGUCCCCGUCCUCUAUAUCCCCAGGAUUGUAAAGAGGAAGAGAAGGAUAUCCCACUGGACCAUCAGCUCCACUGGUCUCUUUGCAGCGGCCGAAGGUUGUUGGGAAAGCCAAAAAUCAGCCGAAACAGGAAAGGUUCUUCCUGUGGGAUUCUUGCAGGAAAGUUAUGGAGGAACAACAAUAAGAUUAGAAGGGCCCGUAUCAGCAUCAGAGAAUGAUGGAUCCAGUAGUAUAAAUCCCCCAGAGAGAUGUCCCCGUCCUCUAUAUCCCCAGGAUUGUAAAGAGGAAGAGGAGGAUAUCCCACUGGACCCUCAGGUCUAUAAUAUGGAAUCCUUACAGGAAAAUGAUGGAAGAAUGAUGAAUGUACUUGAAACCCCCAUAUCAGUGACAGAGAAUGACAAGAUGAGUGCAAAGAGAAAGAGCUAUUCUGUCGAGUACAAGAAAGGAAUCGUGGAGGACUCCGACGGCAAGAAUCUGACCACUUUCUGCAAAGAGAUGAAGUUAGAUCUCCGAAUGGUCCGAAAAUGGCGAGCAGAGUACGGUAACCUCAGUCAGAAGGUGGACGAGGGAAAUGCUAAGAAGCGCAAGUGUGGAUCAGGUCGCCAGCCAUUAUAUCUUGAGCUGGAAGAUGUCAUCUGUGAAUGGAUUGCUGACAAGAGGGCAAAGGCUUUGGUGGUGCGCAGGGCUGAUAUUCAAGCAUUUGCCCUUGAAAUGGCACCACAAUUCGACAUAUCCCCAGAAGAUUUCAAAGCAUCGAACCACUGGCUGGAUGGCUUCCUUAAGCGAUAUGAACUGUCUCUAAGAAGAUCGACAAGACUAUUCAAGCUGGAAGACAAUGAAGUUGUUAAACGUGCACUUGCAUUCAAGUUCUUUAUCGAUGGCAUCGACUUUUCUAAAUACCAACUCUCCAACAUGAUUGCGAUGGAUGAAACUGCAGUCUAUAUGGGCCAAGGAUCUCAAACGACAAUUGAUCAGAGGGGAACCUCCUCAAUCUACGUUCCCUCCACCGGUUAUGAAAGUGCACGUGUUACUUGUGUUUUGGCAAUUCGUCUGGAUGGAACAAAAGCCGCACCUCUAAUUAUCGCAAAGGGCAAGAAAGAUAAGAUUGAACGCGUUUCAGGCAUUUAUGUUCUUGAAACAGAAAAAGCCUGGUGCACUCAAGCAGUUAUAAGAAAGUGGAUCGAUUUAAUGCUGCCACUUGUUCUGAGAGGUGGCCAAAGAGGUCUGCUAGUCUGGGAUUCAGCCAGCACUCACCGCGCAAAAGACAUGAAGAACUUCCUUGCAGAGAGAAGAAUAGAUGAAGUCAUGAUUCCCGCAGGAAUGACUGCUUAUCUCCAAACUCUUGAUAUUGCAAUAAACAAACCAUUCAAGGACCAUUUGCGCACGGAAAUCAAUGAAUACGCUGAAAAUAGAUUGGUCAGAAAUCAGCGUGGAAACUUUGUGAAGCCUAAACUGCUAGAGGUCGUGAGAUGGGUGAAGAAUUCAUGGGAUAAAAUCACUGACCGCUGUGUUGCCAAAGCAUUACGAGCAGGCUACAUGGACAAGAAGUACUCGUUUAAGGAGAGCUAUAUUGCUUUACAUGAGAGAUUAGGCCCAAUGGUUCAAAAGGAAAUGGAGAUGCAAGAAAUUCAGGCUGGAAAUCAGGGUUUGGAGAGUUACGAUGAUAUUCCAGAAGAAGAUGACAUGAUUGUAAUUGAAUAAAUGUUGUUUACGGUAGGGAGAGCUACUGUACCAUAUAUUGCUGUAAAUGAGAGAUUAGGACCAAUGGUUCAAAGGAAAAUGAAGAUGACUAUACCGGUAUUUGAAGAAAUGUUGUUCAAUGUACAUACCAUAAAUAAAUAAGCCCUACCCUGAAAAUAAGCCCUAGUGUAUUUUUUGUGACUAAAAUUACCGUAUUUAUCGGCGUAUAACACGCACUUUUGAAACUUAAAUUUAAGGCAAAAAGGCUGCCUGCGUGUUAUACGCCGAUAAAUCUUCUGGUCACUGAUGUAAAGCGGCCGCAGCAGCGGCUGCUUGUUAAGUAUUAGCAGCACAGCCGCGGCCACUUUAAAUCAGUGACCAGCGGCGUCUCCUCCCCGCUCUGUAAAACUGUCACUUGUUUUCUCCCGCA
This is a messenger RNA of Hyla sarda, 2108 nucleotides long. RefSeq names its product pogo transposable element derived with KRAB domain (gene POGK). Gene Ontology annotation, cellular component: nucleus. The coding region runs from base 323 to 1699 and encodes 458 amino acids. The transcript is spliced from 6 exons. Gene Ontology annotation, molecular function: DNA binding. The record is from RefSeq and is a predicted model, not a curated record. NCBI's taxonomy places the organism in Eukaryota, Metazoa, Chordata, Amphibia, Anura, Hylidae.